Messenger RNA from Cornus florida, 1142 nucleotides. RefSeq lists its product as uncharacterized. The record is from RefSeq and is a predicted model, not a curated record. Lineage: Eukaryota; Viridiplantae; Streptophyta; Magnoliopsida; Cornales; Cornaceae. The transcript is spliced from 3 exons. Bases 114 to 923 code for a protein of 269 amino acids.
AAAAACAAAGGAUUAUAAAACUGAAAUUCCACAGCUAGCCCAAAGAAAGCAUUACUUCUUCCUAUAACUGAAAUUCCAGAAAUCAUCAGGAAGAAGAAGAAGAAGAAGCAGCCAUGAGCAACCGCACCAACAACGCGCCAACACCUGGGAAUUGGCGGUAUGGACAAAGUUAUGGUUCCCAUGCUCCUAACAGUAAUGACUGGAACCUCACGGUGUUCCCCCGAUCACUUUCCUAUGGAGCAACUCGGAAUGCCAGUGGAGGUGCACAGGAACCAUGGUGGACACAUGAGGAAAGAGUGAUCACAGGACCUCCUUUUGGCUUAGCCAGUUUUCCAGCUCCAUCUCAUUCUCCUAUACGACUUCUAGUCCUCGACAAUGAUUUGCCAAGAGAGAUGAACCCUAGGCUCGGACAGUUCCUCCAGGAGUCCCAUCCAAGGUUCGCGGGACAAAGGACUACGCAAGUCCCUGCACAAGAUGAGGAGUCCAGAUUGACUAAAGAUCAGCAAUACGCGGCCUUGAAAAACAUGAAGACAGAAAUUUACAAUCCCAUGCCAAAAAGCUUAGCAAAGAGACACAGCUUUUAUUACAGAGACCGUGCCAGAAACAGUUUCAAUGACAAGGGAAAAGAGCAAGACGAUGAUGGCAAAGCUUGUGCCGUUUGCUUGGAAGAUUUAGAGUCUCAACAGAUGGUUAUGACCACACCCUGUGGUCAUAUGUUCCAUGAGGACUGCAUUGUGCCAUGGAUAAAGAGCCAUGGUCAGUGCCCAGUUUGUCGGUUUGCACUCUGCGAGCAAGUUAGACAAAGUGCAGCGCCGCGAGUCAACAAUAAUGUGAUGCCACGCAGUGAUUCAAUUUCAGGAGAUCUCAUUUCUAUUAUAAGAGCCAUGGAGGAUGCUUUUGAAUGGAGGAAUAUGACCCGCUGAUGCGGUAGCAAGCAGAGGACGACAGAAUGUGCUUACUACUAGCGGCAGUGUGGUCUUUGAAAUGUCAACCUAUUAUCACACAAUGCUUAAGAACAUAAAUCAACAAAGAAAAUGAACUAAUAACUCAAAACUCAGAUCGAUAAAGCAAAGCUCAUAUAUCUUUUAUUCGAGGUCUUGACCUCUAUUUAUAAGAAAUUCUAAAUGAUUGAGUUCUUCUAA